Messenger RNA from Sugiyamaella lignohabitans, 378 nucleotides. It is a transcript of the gene YPT32, whose product is annotated as Rab family GTPase YPT32. The record is from RefSeq and is a predicted model, not a curated record. The transcript has a single exon. Gene Ontology annotation, cellular component: recycling endosome. Bases 1 to 378 code for a protein of 125 amino acids. Gene Ontology annotation, biological process: exocytosis. Lineage: Eukaryota; Fungi; Ascomycota; Dipodascomycetes; Dipodascales; Trichomonascaceae. Gene Ontology annotation, molecular function: GTPase activity; GTP binding.
AUGUACGAUAUCUCGAAACAAGAGAGUUAUGAGAAUGUCACGAGAUGGCUCAGCGAGUUGCGAGAGCAUGCCGACGCUCAGAUCGUAAUCAUGCUUGUUGGCAACAAGUGCGAUUUGAAGCACUUACGAGCCAUUCCCACAGAUGAGGCCAAGAACUUUGCUGCUGAGAACAAACUUCUUUUCAUUGAGACAUCGGCCCUUGAUGCCACUAACGUCGAGCUCGCAUUCCAGAAUAUUCUCACUGAAAUCUACCGACUCUACGCUGACCAGAGCCUGCAGGCCGACUUCGCCCAGUCCAAGCCUUCUCAGGGCCAGACUAUCAGCUUCACUCCUCAACCCGAUGACAACAAGCAGGGCAAGUCGGGCCAAUGUUGUUAA